CUACACCUUGGUCCGCCAUGUCGUCGCAACAGGAUGCACCAGACGCCUCCCCCCGCAACAUUGUCCAGAUCAUCGCCGACGACCUGGGUUUGAUGCUCGGCUGUUACGGCACCCGGGCUAUCCAGACACCAAACAUUGACAAACUUGCCGCCGAGGGCACUUGCUUCACCCACGCCUUUGCCAGCACCGCAUCCUGCAGUGGCAGUCGCUCAACCAUCUACACCGGCCUCCACACCCACCAGAACGGCCAGUAUGGCCUCAACCAUGGCCGCAACCACUUUCAGACCCACGACCACAUCGAGACGCUGCCGCGGAUCUUUGCGUCGUUGGGCUACCAGACCGGCAUCAUCGCCAAGGUCCACGUCGGCCCGCGCUCCGUCUAUCCUUGGGAUUGGUUCUCUCCCAGUGACAGCCGCGACGUGGCCGCCAACGCUACCGAGGCGGGCCGGUUCUUCGAUCAUGCCCGCGAGACGAAGCGGCCGUUCCACCUGACCGUCGGCUUCCGCGACCCCCACCGCGACACCACCCGUGGUGGCUUCGGCAAUGACGACGGCGACGUGGCACACAUCCCCGUUCCCGACUACCAGCUCCAGGACGUCGAAAUCCCCGACUUCAUCAGCGACGUCCCCGCCCUGCGAGCCGAGCUCGUCGAGUACUACAAGUCCAUCACGCGCAUGGACCACGGCGUGGGGUUGAUCAUGCGGGAGCUAGCCAGCCGCGGGCUGGACCAGAACACCCUCGUCUUGUUUCUGAGCGACAACGGCGCGCCCUUUGUCAAUUCAAAGACGACCCUGUACGACGCGGGCGUCCGGCUGCCCCUCAUCGUCCGGCAGCCUGGAUCGACGGCUCAGGGUGUCGUCAACCCAAACAUGGUCUCCUUCCUCGACAUCCUGCCGACCUGUAUCGACUGGGCGACGUCAUCAUCGCCGGCCUCCUCGGCUGGUGCCCCUGAGACCACUAGCACGUCUUUGUCUCCGCCGCGCCUCGGACGGUCAUUCCUCUGCAUCCUGGCCGCAGACAAGGAGCUUCCCGCGGAGCAGUGGCCGCAGCAGUAUGUAUUUGGCUCGCACACGUUCCACGAGAUCCAAAACUACUGGCCCACGCGGUUCAUGCGGACCAGGCGCUUCAAGUACCACCGCAACAUUGCCUGGAAGCUCGACUUCCCGUUUGGCACGGACUUGUAUGGGAGCUUGAGCUGGGAGGGUCUACGGAACAGCGGCGCCGCCGUUGUCACCGAAACUGGCGACAGCGAAGAACAAGAGACGGACACCCCCGAGGUAAUGAUUGGCCGCCGCCGACUGAGCAGAUACAUCCACCGCGGGCCAGAGGAGCUGUUCGACCUGGUCGCGGACCCACACGAGGUCGAGAACCUUGCGGCACGGCCGAAGCACCGGGCCACGCUGGCCGCGAUGCGCCAGGCCGUCGAGGACUGGCAGUACCUGACCGACGACGUGUGGCUCAUGAAGGACGGCGCGAGCGCCAUCUCGAGCGCCAGAUACCAGCAGCAGGGCCUGAAGCUGCGUGAUCGGUUCGACUUUGAUCCAAAGCACCCCGUGGUCGCGUUAGUCGACAUGCUAAUCUUGGAAAUCUUCGCCCCGGUGCUGUGCGGGGUGGCGUGGAUCUUGGUCGCGGCCCAGCUGACCUCGAGCGGUGAAAACACAUGCGAUGACAACGAUCCGUCCUCAUACUGCAACGUGAUGUUCAGCGGACCGUCGAUGAUGGCAGGCGUGAAGGCCGCCGACACGUCGUCGUUGCGUUGGUAG
Microdochium trichocladiopsis is the source of this 1763-nucleotide messenger RNA. RefSeq names its product alkaline-phosphatase-like protein. Bases 18 to 1763 code for a protein of 581 amino acids. Gene Ontology annotation, molecular function: arylsulfatase activity. NCBI's taxonomy places the organism in Eukaryota, Fungi, Ascomycota, Sordariomycetes, Xylariales, Microdochiaceae. The record is from RefSeq and is a predicted model, not a curated record. The transcript is spliced from 2 exons.